CACUCGAUCUAUCACUCUAACCACAGCAAAGGAGUCGCAAGACUAUUAUCUCGCGAGGUCUCCUAAAGGUGAAAAUUAUAGAUUACGUCUUGCAAAAUCUGGGCAUUUGGUCGGCAUCAGAACAACGCGAGGAAUAAGGGAGACGAACGAAGACAGAUGUCAAGCUUCGGUACUAGAGUUUGAUGUCAAAGAAGGUGGCGAAAAGGAACGGAAAACCUCCGAAAAUGGAGUAGAGUCACACAAAGAAGGCAAAGAAGGUCAAAUUUGUUAUUUUGCUAUAUUUGAUGGUCACGGAGGGGCCCAAUGUGCCGACUAUUUAACCGCCAAUCUCCAUAAACAGAUUGAAGAUGUGCGAGUUUCAGAUGCUGAUGAUGUUAUAUUGCGAUGGAGAAACGUUGGAGGAUUUCGUCCAACAAUAUUAGCACCAUUACUGAGUCCCGAAACUAUGCAACCAAAUACUAAGAAACGUACACUAGACACUGGUGGUAAUUCCGGUUCUAAUGAACAUAAAACCUCUAGAAAUUAUUCGUCCACGACUCAAAAUUCGUUGAUGUCAUCAUCAUCAGCAACCGAACUUACGUUAGAUCAGAGGCUCACCAUAGCAUUUUUGAAAACCGACUUGGAACUUAUAGAUUCCAUUCCACAUUCCGUCGGAUCUACGGCAACGGCUGUUCUCAUCAAGACUUUGGACGGUCAUUCAUUCUGGUCUAGUCAGGAGUUGGAAAUCACAGUUGCUCAUGUUGGAGACACUCGUGCAUUAUUAUGCGAUGUACCUUCAGGGGACGCCAUCUCUUUGACCUUUGAUCAUCAUCCAGGUGCCAUCACAGAACACGAUCGAUUAAGGAAAUCGGGUGGAUAUAUUAUCACCGACUCCUUUGGAUCGGAAAUGUUUUUAGGGAGAUUAGCAAAUUCUCGAGCAAUGGGAAAUUCGAAAAUGAAGAGAUAUGGAGUAUCAGCUGAGCCCGAGAUUGUGAGCAACACAGUAAAAGGAAAAGAUGUAGCUUUUAUGGUUUUGGUGUCUGACGGAGUGACAUCGGUAUUGAGCAAUCAAGAAAUAGUGGAUUGUAUAAAAAAUCAUGAUGAUCCCACAUUGGCUGCGUCAAAGCUUGUGGACCUCGCAGACGAGCUCGGAUCAGAGGAUAACAUAACCGCCAUGGUAUUGAUAUUUUGGCUUCAAAAUGUUGUAACCUUCGAAGAUCGUAAUAUUGACAAUAUCUUAUUAUAUGUCAGGUGGUGCGCCUGCCUGGAUGGGGAUCUCCCAUGCCUGACCUCACGAAAGAUUUAA
Molecule: messenger RNA, 1285 nt
Organism: Acaulospora colombiana
Lineage: Eukaryota; Fungi; Glomeromycota; Glomeromycetes; Diversisporales; Acaulosporaceae
Source: the annotation of a GenBank genome assembly